AAAGACGUACAAAAGGCAAAACCAGUCAAAUUUCUUUCUUCCUCGUUCCAAAGACCUUGCGGAGACCGUCUCCAAUGGCGGCCUCGAGAAAAACAGUGUUCUUUUUCAUACUAGUUCAGCUACUUUUCUCAAAAAUUGCAUCUAAAAUCGUAUCGGAGCCUCAUGAUUCUUCGCAUGAGUAUGAAAUUCAGCAACUCAAAACCAAGAUUGAAUUUUUAGAAUUGAGCAUUGAUGAAAAAACCCGUGAGUUAAGAAACAAGGAUGAGAGAGUUAGUCAAGUAGAAACAGUCAUCCAAGAGAAAGCAGACAUCAUAGCAUCAUUGCAAAGUGAGAUAGAAUAUCUUCAGCAAAAGAGAUCUUCAGAAGGCAAGGAGCACAUGAGUAACACAUGCAUUCCUGUAUCUGAACUUGAAAAGCAGGUUGACAAACUCCAGAAGGAAAUAGAAGUGCAGAAUAAGAAAAAAAAUGCAUUAGAAGUCCGAGCAAAUAUUGUUGAGGGAAAGAUCCAUGAACUUAACUUAAAACUAGAAAAUCUUGAAAGGAUUAACAAUGAACAGAAGACAAGAAUUCGCUUGGCUGAACAUGCACUUCGAGUGACACAGGAAGAAUUGGUGGAAGCAAAACUCCAGGAAGUUUCAACAUCUUAUAAGAUUCGUGGAGAGCAAAUUCCACGCUUGCUAGCAGUUCAUACGCAUCAUUUUCAGUCCUACUUGAUUUCUUGCUGGAAUGAACAUGGGAGACCAGCUCUGGACAUGACAAUUCAAAAGAUAGUGGAAAAGAAAGCUCAGUUUGCUAAAUGGGCUGAGCCUCACAUUGAAUCAAUGAAGACAGAGUGGAUCCCAAUGAUUGUGGAGGAAUGGACUACAUGCAUGACCUAUCUUGAUCCACAUCUUCAGUCUCUAUUUACCAAAGCUAUUGAGGUCUAUUAUGCAUCAAAGGAUUCUAUAAGACCACAUGUUGUCAAGGCACGUAAAAUGACAGAUCCUUAUAUUCAGGAAGCAAGGAAGUUUGCUGAGCCAUACAUCAAUCAAGUUGCAGUUGUGACAAAACCUCAUUUGGAUUGCAUGAAAGCUGCCUUGAAGCCCUGCACCAAAAGACUAGUAGGUGCUUAUCAAAAUUUUAUCAAAUCUUGGACUUUAUACCAUGGCCAGGUCCAAGAAAUUCUCAAGAACCAUCAGUUAACAAAAUCUUUGGCAACUACAGAUCUUGCCUGGUUUGCAGUAUGCAUUUUUGAAUAAUAGCAUACAGCUUCAACCUUAACUAAUGGAUAGUUUGGCUUUAUGGUUAACGAUAUUUUAUGAGCAUGCUUUAAUGCUUGUUAUUCAAGAGUUAGCUGAUUGUUCUCAUCAUCUUCAUUGGAAUGUAGGCGACUGCUUUGCUUAGCUUACCAGUCAUAAUUCUCUUACAACUAUUGUCAGCUCUUUUCAGUAGAAAGACAGCAAAGCAUGGUCAUAGUUCCCGUACAAACCACACACGCCGCAGGGGAAAACGGCACCAUCCUAACUACUGAGAUGCUGGAGGUGAAUGUUUCAGCAAUUUGGCUCCUGGGAAUGAGGUGCUCAUAGUCAUAGCAAGAACUUGAUGAAGCGGGACAUCCUUUUGCCUUUCAAUGAGAAGGAUAAAAUUUCAGUAGUCUAGGUUUCGUUUUUUCUUCUUCUUGAUUGAUAGAUAACAUAUAUAGAGGUCAAUCUUCUACCAUCUCAUUUCCCACCCUACUCGGUUGCAAUUAUUGAGUACUUUAACAAUCAAAAAAUUUUGUAAAUUAUAAAAAAUAAUUAUUAUUUCAUGAUAAAUCUAAGUUAUGGUU
Messenger RNA from Rubroshorea leprosula, 1807 nucleotides. NCBI's taxonomy places the organism in Eukaryota, Viridiplantae, Streptophyta, Magnoliopsida, Malvales, Dipterocarpaceae. The record is from the annotation of a GenBank genome assembly.